This is a messenger RNA of Penicillium manginii, 1095 nucleotides long. RefSeq lists its product as uncharacterized. The record is from RefSeq and is a predicted model, not a curated record. The transcript has a single exon. Lineage: Eukaryota; Fungi; Ascomycota; Eurotiomycetes; Eurotiales; Aspergillaceae. The coding region runs from base 1 to 1095 and encodes 364 amino acids.
AUGGUGCAGCCCUGUGGUAAUGUGCUAUCUCGAAAAGAGAAAAACCACCGCUUCUACAUCCGUGCUUCGCCUAUCGUGUGCGUUGCCGAUAUGGUGCAUUUCAUCGCUUUGGUCUUUCUCGGCUUUAGCUGGCAUCUCCCAACGUGGUUGUACAAUAUCAAAUUUGAACUGAAACGGAGAUUCGAAGGUGAACCAGGCGCCAAAGAUCGAGAAGCCGCUGAAAACUCCAUUGGUAUCCGUUGGAUCUUAAUGAUCCUUGGCGCCUACCAGUUCCAAGCUAUCAAGCUGAUAGGGAUGCGAGGGAUACCGUGGACCCAGGCUUGGGCCAUUAUGUUCGCAAUCUCAAUACUCUUUGGAGAAAUCCUCAUUUUGCUUGUCAGGUAUCUUAACCUCAAUGACGGCUCGACUUAUACAUACCGUCCUCAGUGGCGCUGGAACAGGUACAGGUACAGGAACAUGGAUACUAACCUAUCCGAUUCUUUCUACCUCAUGGAAAUCAUUCCAAUUGUACUACAAUUCGCCAUUUCAUACGGGCCUCUUUUCACUUUAAUGUGGAAACUGCUUUAUUCGUUCGAUGAAUAUCCCUAUGCCCCAGUUUUCAUUCCUCUCUUUUUCGCAUCGCCAUUGUCCAUUGUCCAUUACUUGUGUAAAGCCAUUCAGUUUUGCUUGCAGUCCGUGGGACUAACUCAUCAAAGGACGAACUCAUCUCUGUCUGGGAAUCACCUCAUCUCUGGGAUGUAUCAAUUCUACUCGAAAAUAGGCUGCGUCUCUGUUUCUAUGCUGUCAGCCCCUCUUCUCAUCAGACAAAUGGACAAUGCUAUUUCGCCGAUGCCUGAGGUGUCCCUAGUCCUAUGGACAUGGAAAUGGAAGAUUCUUUCCUGGAUUCUCUAUCAAUUGCUUUGGAGAGCGACUGGAGGCAGUCCUCAGUAUACCCAAGGAAACAUUGCAGAGCUGCUGUUUCGAGUGGACUCCUUUCGGGGUUUACAAGCUGUGGAACUCUGCUUUCUCACUAUCCUUUCCAGUGCUUUGUACUAUGGGCUGCUUUACGAUUCGACCGGAACUAUUAAUCCCGAAUGGACUGGGGUUUUUGGAUAG